This is a messenger RNA of Alnus glutinosa, 1779 nucleotides long. RefSeq names its product protein FAR-RED IMPAIRED RESPONSE 1-like. Bases 1 to 1779 code for a protein of 592 amino acids. Lineage: Eukaryota; Viridiplantae; Streptophyta; Magnoliopsida; Fagales; Betulaceae. Gene Ontology annotation, biological process: regulation of DNA-templated transcription. The transcript is spliced from 4 exons. The record is from RefSeq and is a predicted model, not a curated record.
AUGGACUUGUCACAACUAGCCUUGAAUUCACUAUGCGAAGAUGAUUGUUUGUUGACACAUGAACAACUUGAUGAUGUUGUUCCCAUCGACAUGGACCCUCAAAAUGAUGAAAAUGAAAUUAUUGGGGAUGAACAGUUGAAUGAUGGUGUGGACAGUUGUUGUUCCAAGCUCAACAAACAAUGCGGAGAUGAUUGUUUGUUGACACAUGAACAACUUGAUGAUGUUGUUCCCAUCGAAAUGGACCCUCAAAAUGAUGGAAAUGAAACCAUUGCGGAUGAACAGUUGAAUGAUGGUGUGGACAGUUGCCGUUCCAAGCUCAAGCUCAUAGAUAAAGAGAAAAAUGUUAAGGAACCUAAGAAUGAGAUGUUGUUUGGCUCUAUAGAGGAACUUCAUGAAUAUUAUAGAAAUUAUGCUAAGAAAGAGGGUUUUGGUGUGCCUAGUAAAACAAUCAGAACGAGGUGUAAGGCUACUUUGAAUGCAAAGUUAGUAGGCACAACGUGGUAUGUGACUAAAGCAAAUCUAUGCCAUAAUCAUGAUUUAAGCCCAGGCAAAGCGAGAUAUUUUAGAUGCCACAAGAAGUUGGAUCUUGCUACGAAGAGGAAGCUUGAUAUAGAUGAUAGAGUUGGAAUCCGUACGAACAAGAUCUAUAACUCGCUAGCUGUUGAAGCGGGGGGGUAUGAAAAUCUUACUUUUGGAGAGAAAGAGUGUCGCAAUUAUAUUGCGAAAUCAAGACGUCUUUGCCUUGGCACAGGAGGUGCUGCAGCACUUCGUGACUAUUUUGAUAGAAUGCGGAAAGUGAAUGAUGAUUUUUAUUUUGAUAUGGACGUGGAUGAUGAGUGUCGGUUGAAAAAUGUGUUUUGGGCUGAUGCACGAAGUAGGUCAUCAUAUGAAGAUUUCGGUGAUGUGGUUACAUUUAACACAACAUAUUUGACCAACAAAUACGAAAUGCCAUUUGCCCCUUUUGUAGGAGCUAAUCAUCAUGGUCAAUCAAUGCUUUUAGGGGCAGCAUUAAUUUUAAGUGAGGAUACAGCAACAUUUGUUUGGUUGUUUGAGGCAUGGUUGAAAUGCAUGAAGGGCCGAGCGCCAGGGACAAUUAUUACAGAUCAAGAUCGGGCUAUGAAAAGUGCAAUUAAGAAGGUUUUUCCGAAUGCCCGACAUAGAUUUUGUUUAUGGCACGUACUGAAAAAACUUCCUGAAAAAUUUGGAUCACAUUUACAGUACAAGGCCAUUAAGAGUGCCAUACGAAAUUGUGUGUAUAAUUCUCAGACAUGUGACGAGUUUGAUGCAAGUUGGCAGACCCUACUUGAGUGUUAUAAUCUGGAGGAUAAUGCAUGGCUGCGUGGUUUAUACAAUGAACGGACUUUCUGGGUACCGGCAUAUUUAAAAGAUGUAUUUUGGGCCGGCAUGACUACCACACAACGCAGUGAGAGUAUGAAUGCAUUCUUUGACGGUUAUGUGCACUCGUCCACCUCAUUGAAGGAAUUUGUAGAUCAAUACGACAACGCUUUGCGUAGGAAGGUUGAGAUUGAGAAUGUUGCUGAUUUCAAUUCUUUUAAUUCCACGAUUUCAUGUGUAAGCAAGCUUCCCUUUGAGAAGCAAUUUCAAAAAAUUUACACCCAUGAAAAGUUCAAAGAAGUUCAGAAGGAGAUUACAGAGGUUCUGAAUUGUAGUUGCUCUCUUCUAAAAAGUGAAGGUGGAAUUAGUACCUAUCAAGUGAUGGAACAAGUAGAAGUCAGUAAUGCCUACACGAAAAAAAGUACGCUUUAUUGUUUACUAUAA